Messenger RNA from Trichobilharzia regenti, 711 nucleotides. NCBI's taxonomy places the organism in Eukaryota, Metazoa, Platyhelminthes, Trematoda, Strigeidida, Schistosomatidae. The record is from the annotation of a GenBank genome assembly.
AUGUCCUGUAAGCGUGUGUUGCUGUUUGGUGGUCGUGGUGCUUUAGGUUCUACGUGUUUGAAACACUUUAAGAGCAAAGGAUUAUGGGUUUGCUCAGUCGAUUUCAGAGAAAAUUCUGAAGCUGAUGCAAAUAUUCUUAUUAGUGAUUGUGAUACUUGUUCAGCACAGGAAAAACUCAUGAAGAGCGAUUUAAAUAGAGUUCUAAAUGAUCAGAAGUUAGACGGCAUAUUUUGUGUUGCUGGUGGGUGGGUUGGAGGCAAUGCUGCUCAUCGAGACUUUUUGGAAAAUUGUGAUGUUAUGUGGAAGAAGUGCGUCUGGUCCUCAUGUACUGCUGCAUCAUUAGCUUCGAGUCAUCUUUCACCUAACGGUCUACUAUUACUUACUGGAGCACAUGCAGCUUUACAAGCCACUCCAGGUAUGCUGGCGUAUGGAAUGGCUAAAGCUGCUGUACAUCAGCUUACAAGAAGUUUGGCAGGACAGAAAAGUGGACUUCCAGAUGGUGCUUGUGUAAUUGCAAUUUCUCCAAUAACUUUGGAUACUCCUAUGAACAGAAAAUGGAUGCCAAAAGCAGAUCAUACAACAUGGACACCGACUGAAACAGUGGCUGAAUUAUGCCUUUCUUGGCUAGAAGAUGUCGACAGUCGUCCACAAUCUGGAAGUAUAAUUCAAUUAAUUACUAAAGACAAUAAAACAGAAUGCAUUCCAGUUUAG